Messenger RNA from Gaeumannomyces tritici R3-111a-1, 473 nucleotides. RefSeq lists its product as hypothetical. The record is from RefSeq and is a predicted model, not a curated record. NCBI's taxonomy places the organism in Eukaryota, Fungi, Ascomycota, Sordariomycetes, Magnaporthales, Magnaporthaceae. Bases 129 to 473 code for a protein of 114 amino acids. The transcript has 2 exons.
GGGGGCAGAGGGCUGACCCCAAGCUCCCUGGAGCCAGACCCGCGCCCUCGUGAACCCGGAAGGCAUCAACGUGACGGCCAUCAUAUGGAGCCAUCGCCGAGUCCGCCGUCGGCAUCGUAUACGCGUGCAUGCCCGGCCUGCGCAUGUUCGCCCUCGUCACCAUCCCCAGGACCUGGCGCUGGCUGCACCGGAGUCUCGGCGGGAGCCGCAUCGGCAGCGAUCUCUCGUCCGGGCCGUCCAACCUCGUGCGCACCGGCGCGUCCGAGCCCCACAGGGCGCGGCGGACCGUGGGGGGCAGCCUGCUAGAGCCCACCGUCGUCGAGAAGGAGGACGACGAGCCACCACCACCACCAACGUCACAUUCCAGCGCGUGGGGGGAGGAUGGCGAGGCGCAUACUCUGACGGACGCGAAACUCUGGGUCGCGCGCCCUGCCAAGGGGACGUGGACGCUGCCAGACGUGGUAGUGGCCUAG